Messenger RNA from Aspergillus bombycis, 1587 nucleotides. Its product is annotated as cytochrome P450. The coding region runs from base 1 to 1587 and encodes 528 amino acids. Gene Ontology annotation, molecular function: heme binding; oxidoreductase activity, acting on paired donors, with incorporation or reduction of molecular oxygen; monooxygenase activity. The transcript is spliced from 2 exons. The record is from RefSeq and is a predicted model, not a curated record. Lineage: Eukaryota; Fungi; Ascomycota; Eurotiomycetes; Eurotiales; Aspergillaceae.
AUGUGGUCCGCUCUAUCUAUCGCCCCGUAUGCGCUUGCGCUGGGGCUGUUUUCCCUUCUGUAUUUUGUCGUCUUUCCAUGGGUAGAGUAUGUGCGGGACCCCAAGGGGCUUCGAAAAUAUCCCAACCUGAACCCAUUCUCUGGGAUGUCUGCGGUACCUUUCAUGAUCUUAGCAUCCAGAGGCUUCCGCUCGAAAGAGCUUCAGGAACUACACAGAACCAAACCCGUCAUUCGAACCGGACCUAAUAUGCUAUCGUACGGUGAUGUACGUGCUAUCAAGGACAUCUAUGGACACAACACCAGGUGCAUCAAGGAUCCCUCCUAUAUUGUGACGGCUGGCACGCACUACCAUCUUGCUGAUGUGGUCGACAAGCCUGACCACGCACGGAAGCGUAAGGUCCUCUCAUCCGCAUAUGCGCUUAAGAACUUGGAGACAUGGGAACACAAAGUCAGUGAUAAAGUCGAGAAAGUUGUCGCACAUUUCGACACAAUAUGCACGGCACCACCCUCCGCUGCUGUGGCAGCGGGCAAGGUGGCACCGGAUCCGAAAGACCUUACAGUGGACUUCCGAGCUUGGACCAACUUCUUCACUCUCGAUGCGAUCGCUGAUAUCGGACUCUCGGAGAAGCUUGGCUUCCUGGAUUCGGGGAGUGAUGUUUGUAUUGCCGAGAGAAAGGACGGUUCCACAUAUGAGGUCAACCUCCGUCAGGCCCUUUACCCCACUGCUCGCAAGCAGUCACUCAUUCUGUGGAACUAUGAAUGGUACCCGGCCCUCAACAAGAUGGUCAACGUGAUACCAUUCUUCAAUCGGAUGCAGACUUCAUCAGACAAUUGGGAGAACAUCGUGUGGCGUCGGUCAAUGAACCGCCUGCGUCGGUAUGAGGCAGGUGAGAAGCUCGAAGACUUUUUCCAGGCGAUGAUGGAAGACAAGAACGGCCGAGCCAACAACUUGGAAUGGGGUGAGAUCGUGGCUGAGAUGAACAUUAUGAUGAAUGCCGGCAGUGUUACAACCGCUAUCGCCAUCGCAAACGUCAUGUAUCAGCUCCUUCGGAACCCUCAGAGUUUGAAAAAGCUUCAAGAGGAGAUCGAUGCCGUGCUGGACGCGGACGAGAUUGUCGCCCCCUACGAUAAAGUGAAGCACCUCCCGUAUCUCCGUGCAUGCUUAGAUGAAUCUCUUCGCAUCUUCCCACCAACCUCGCAUGGGCUUCCUCGCGAAACUCCGCCAGAGGGUAUGGAGAUCUUGGGUGAAUGGGUUCCUGGAAACACGUCGGUUAGCAUGUCCGCAUAUGUAGCACACCGUGAUGAGAGCGUCUUCCCCAAGGCAGACCAAUACAUUCCUGAACGAUGGCUCGGGGAAGAAGGCAAGGCUCUUCAACCAUACUUGAUUGCGUUCUCGGCGGGUGCGAGAUCCUGCAUUGGUCGGAACAUCUCUUAUCUAGAGCAGACUAAGAUCUUGGCUACGCUGGUGCAUCGGUACGAUUUUGCACUGCCCUACCCCGGAUGGGAGUUGAAACGGUUGGAGACCAUGAAUCUGAUCUUGGGAGAUAUGCCGGUGAAGGUGUGGAGACGCAAUUUGCAGGAGGCAUGA